AUAAUCAGCAACGUUACAGAAGUUGAUUAAAAAAUCACUUGUGAUUACGGGAACUUUUUUUUUUUUUUUUUUUCAACCUCUUCUUUUCGCUUCCCACAAUCACCCGACUUGCAAAAAUUCCCGCCUGUAAAUUUCUGAAAUCUCAUAUCUUCGAAGCUAGUCACCAGAAUCCAUGGCUAUCGGAGUUAUCUUCCUGCUCUUCAUCGGGUUUACCUCUUCCUCCUUCGUCUUUGCCGAUGAACUCGCAUUAGUUGUUGAUCAGUCCACUGCAAUGCAGAUAGUCCCAAGUUUGCUUGUGAGAAAUUCACCUGGUUCUAAGUUCAGUGCCACUGUUGCUGAAAGAGUGCAUAUAUAUGGCUUGUCAAGGAUGAGAAAUCUCAAACAAUUUUCCCAUUCCGUGACAGUGAAAGUUCUGCACCUAAAUUCUAGUCUUCGCCAACCAAUUUUUGAAAUAUGUUUCCACAGGAAUCUGUCUCUUGGGGUAGGAAUGUGCUCUUCAAGUCAGUGGCAAAAGGUUUCAAAGGGAUCAUGGGCUCAACGGAUGUCACCUUUUGACCACAAACUUUUAGAUAUACGGAUGGCUCAUUCAUCUUUGGGAACAUUGGAGUUGACCCUUCAAAAAGAUUUUUCUGCAUACCGUGUUGUGUUUUUGGUUCUGGGUACGCUGUUGAUUACACUGGCUCCCACAUUCAGCGAGUCUUUGAUAUUCUACUAUAGCAGUGCCAUGGCUGUUGGAAUCAUCCUUGUGGUACUAAUUGUCCUUUUCCAGGGAAUGAAGCUUCUUCCUACUGGUCGAGGAAGUCCUCUUGCUAUUUUUAUAUACUCGUCUUUUAUUGGUGUCGGGUCUUUUCUUCUCAGCUACGUGCCACGUUUGCUGCGUUCGAUGCUUACAGAGAUGGGUAUCAGCGAGGACAUGUACAAUCCUCUGGCAAUAUUCUUGUUGCUGUUUAUUGCACUUGUUGGAGCAUGGUUGGGCUUUUGGGUUGUUCACAAAUUAGUUCUCACUGAAGAAGGAUUGAUCGAUACAACCGUUUCUCAAUUUGUGGUCUGGUCAAUCCGGAUUUUGGGUGCUGUUAUGAUCCUGCAGUGUUCUUUGGAUCCUCUGCUGGCAGCAGAAGCAUUUGUGUCUGCUAUUUUCAUAUCAUCAAUUUUGCGCAAGGUUAUCAGACCAAAAGUGCUACGUAGACUUUACAGGAAAUUACGAAAAGCAGUUGCAAGAAGUCACCAGAAAUCGAGCGACCAUGAUUCAUCCCCAACUGAUGGUAAUUAUGUAGAGCAUGUCAGAAAGUCCCAAUAUUCUCAAGAUAUGUUCCUCAGCCCUCCAUCCAGAUGCACCACACAGGCUACCUACAAUUCUACUGUCAAAGGGUCAUCCAAGAAAACUCCUUCCCCACUUACAGAAUCCGACACCUUCUACUCUACCUAUCAUAACACCCCAGAGAGGAGGAAAAUUUCCGAUGACGAGUGGAAAUCAGUGACCAAAGAAUGCACAAGAAAAGGAUUAGAAGAGCUGGUUUCUUCUCCUGAAUUUAGCAGAUGGGCUGUAACCCAUGCCGAAAGAAUCACAUUAGCUCCGACUGAGAAGGAACACAGUCAGACUAGGGGAUGGUUCUCUUGGUUCAGGUAGGUUGGAGGAUACGAACUAAUUAGAAGAUUGUGGAGGAUUUUUGUUCACCAAAUUCAGAAGCAGCUAACUAACUGGGAUGUGGUUUUCAUUAGUAUUGACUUGGAAUUAUGGAUUCGGGAAUGUCUUCUUUAACUUCACGUCAUUAGCUAUCGCACAUAAUCUAGUAUGUACUUAGUAUUUUGUACAUUCAUUUGCUAGUUGACCUCAUUGGAUUUCAGGAGUGUGUACUGUAGUGUACUAGUCACUAUUGUAUACUGGACAGUGUUUAGGCGUUUUCUGUAAUCCUUGGUUAAUGACACUAUGACUGUAACUUCUGCUA
Molecule: messenger RNA, 1946 nt
Organism: Spinacia oleracea (spinach)
Lineage: Eukaryota; Viridiplantae; Streptophyta; Magnoliopsida; Caryophyllales; Amaranthaceae
Exons: 10
Coding region: 173-1627 (484 amino acids)
Source: RefSeq, a predicted model, not a curated record